This is a messenger RNA of Anguilla anguilla (European eel), 1020 nucleotides long. RefSeq names its product CDGSH iron-sulfur domain-containing protein 1-like. NCBI's taxonomy places the organism in Eukaryota, Metazoa, Chordata, Actinopteri, Anguilliformes, Anguillidae. The record is from RefSeq and is a predicted model, not a curated record. Gene Ontology annotation, molecular function: 2 iron, 2 sulfur cluster binding. Gene Ontology annotation, cellular component: intracellular membrane-bounded organelle; mitochondrial outer membrane. The transcript has 3 exons. Gene Ontology annotation, biological process: regulation of autophagy. The coding region runs from base 137 to 511 and encodes 124 amino acids.
UGACGUAGCAUAUUGGAGAAGCCGACACAAUCCUGGCUUCUGAAGGGAGGCGAUUCAGAGUCCACAGACCUUGUGAGUUUAGUUACGAACACCGAACAGGCUUAAGUUGCGUAUCUGCAACCACGAGGAACGGAAGAUGUCGACACUGUCAAUGCCAUCAAUGCCAGCGUUACAGUUAUUACCAGAGCACCUGGUAAGCACGGGAUUUCACCUUCCCAAAGGUCGGCUGACCGCCAUCUUGCCUGUGGCGGCGGCGGCGGCGGCAGCUUUUGGCGCCUACCUGCUCUGCAAGUCCACCGGCGGCAAGAACGGCCGGGUGAACAAGACCAUCGACAAGGACAGCCCCAAGGUGGUGCACAGCUUCGACGUGGAGGACAUCGGCUCCAAGGCGGCAUACUGCCGGUGCUGGAGGUCCAAGAAGUUCCCCUACUGUGACGGGUCCCACGGCAAGCACAACCAGGAGACGGGUGACAACGUGGGUCCCCUCAUCAUCAAAAGGAGGGACGUCUAGGCACCCGUCCCAUCACAACCUCCUCUACAGACACAGCUUCCAUCAAAAUCAUCAGAAAGGUUAAAGGUUAAAGGCUAACUGUGAGAGGAGCACAUUUGACAGUUACCCCUUCUGCCCUCCAGACGUUAACUGUCUUUGGGAUACGCAGAUGCACACCUUCUUGCCGAAGAGCCGUUACAUGGCAUGAGCUCUAAUAAAUAUCAGCCUUUGACAUUAAACGCACAGAAAAUGAAUGAGUGUGUCUUAAUUUUAACUUGAAUGCACUGAUACAAAAAAUAUUUUUUCUCUGCCUCUGAAGAGCCUUUCCAGUUGCAAAGUGGCAAGCUGUUUGAGAGUAAGAGCCAGUAUUUCCAGUUUGUCCUAAGCAGGGCAUGUUUGUGUGCUCUGUUUGUAGUUACACUUGUGCAGCGCAUGAUUGUAUACCAAAUAUGGCCAAUGAAAUGGUGAAGUGCAGUUUCUUGUUUAAGUCACCUGUAUUUUGAAUAAAUCUAAGCUCCUGAUUGAGUUAA